AUGGCGAAGACCGAGUCCAUUGAGGCUCUCUUGGCCCCGUCGCUGAGAGUAUCCAGACCCGUUGCUGCAUGCGCACGAUGUCGCUCUGCGAAAAUCAAAUGCGAUGGCAAAUUACCCGCUUGUUCUGCUUGUGAAAGAUCCGGCAAAGCAACCAGUUGCACGAGUGCGAAUGAUGAAUUUGCGCGAGGCAAGGAAAGAAGCUACGUUGCGGCCCUGGAAGCUGCUGCUCAACGGUUACAAAAAAAGAUUGAUGCUGCUCGAGCAGAGGCGGCCAGUCAUCGAGCGCUGUCCGGCACGCAGUCGACGACAGGGCGGCCGACCCAGCGACGAAAGAUAAGCGGAGCCCGCCGGAAGGAAGCCUCCGACGUCGACGAGUUGGUCAGUGACUUUGGUUUUCUCACCGUCAACGCGACAUCGCGCGAUUUCCAUGGAUUUACCUCGACCAUGUCAUUUGCAAAGCUUCUCCUUUCAGCGGCGGCAAGAGAGGAGCUACCCCCUCUUGAAUCGCGAGGGCUACCCCCACGAUAUGCCAUCACGCCCAUGAUCAAUCAAUAUCUUGAAAAUGUCUACGUCCUGUUCCCCUUCUUCUCCGAGACGGAUCUGAUGUCAAGCUUGUCUCGCAUCUACCAUGAGUCUUCCGCAAUCUCGUCAACUGUUACACCACUGGACGUGUGGUAUGUGCGACUGAUUCUGGCCAUUGCAUAUGCCUCGAGCUCGCAACGGAAGGGAGACGAGAAUGACAAGACGGCGUUACAACACAUGUCGGCGGCCAGAGGACUAGCCGGCUACGUAUUACAUCCUGGAUCAAUUGCCGGAGUACAAGCUCUACUCCUGCUGGUUCAGUAUUCAUUGGUAGACCCGGCACACUAUGAUCCCUGGUACCUCGUGGGCAUGGCGGCCCGCCUCAUGGUAGAUCUUGGGCUGCACUGCGAGCCAUCCCCAGAGACCAAGAUCAGCAAGAGUGCAUUGGACCUGCGGCGGAGAAUAUUCCACUGUGUGUACGCUCUGGACCGUCUCGUCAGCAUGUCCCUUGACCGGGCGUUCUCAUUUACCGACGAUUCCGCGUCCGAGGUGCCUUUACCCGAGUCAGCGACAGACCCAUCUUCAUCUCAAGUUUUUCAGCAUUCAAUUAAACCAUGCCUGUAUUUGUUCGACAUCCGCCGCGUUCAGUCAGCAUUCUAUCAGAGCACGAGGUGGUCUUCCCGGUCUCAAUGGCCUCUAGCCACAGCGGCUACCUAUGCCAGUUCCGUAUCGAACGAUAUUCAUGCUUGGUAUUCCACCAUCCCCUCGACACUAUCACAGCGUCAUCUGAUGCUAUUCAACCUUGAAAGGCUGUAUUGCCAAAUCCUGGUGGUCUCACCUAACCAGCGCGUCCCUGCAAGCAGCAUGACGGAUCUCAACAAAGAACUUGUGUUCGAAUACUCGGCGCAAUAUGCCGAUCUUCUGCAGCCGAUCACGCAGGACGUUGGCUGGCAUGCAUACCUGACAUUUGCCGAUAUCAGUAGAGCAAAAUACGUGGGACAGAAAUUUGUGGAAGUGAUGUGGUCGGAUUUUGAUCGACUCAUCAAGACCACGCAUGCUAUCCGUGAAGGCUCGCCUCUUGCCAACAAUGCACCUCUAGACAAUGGUCAACGGGCAGCCAUCUGUCUCCGGAAGAUCAUUGAGAUUCUUGACUUUGCACGGCAUCGCUGGUCAAUGCCGGAGAUGCGGGAAAAGUUCGAGCAAGAAUCGGCCGUCCUCUUCUCACGACUGAAAACCAGGCAGAUGGAAUUGGAGACUGCACAGUACCCCAGCACGAUCGGUGUCAAUGCCCCAGCGGCCACCAGUGUCGGAUAUGGCAGCAUGCCGAGCAACAUUUAUCCAGAUUCAAAUGCCUUUCCAUAUCAGGGAUCAACCAUGACUCAACUCCCGAGCCCUCCAAUCAAUCAUGAUCCCGUCCAACCUGAUGUGCAACAACAAGCGAUGCUAACGCCACCUGAAGACUAUCACAUGCCUACCAUGUACCCCAUGCCACAAGGGUCGUUGCCUCGGCGGAGCUAUGAAUUCUAUGGUGGACGCAGUUGA
This is a messenger RNA of Cladophialophora immunda, 2064 nucleotides long. RefSeq lists its product as uncharacterized. Lineage: Eukaryota; Fungi; Ascomycota; Eurotiomycetes; Chaetothyriales; Herpotrichiellaceae. The coding region runs from base 1 to 2064 and encodes 687 amino acids. Gene Ontology annotation, biological process: positive regulation of transcription by RNA polymerase II; DNA-templated transcription. Gene Ontology annotation, molecular function: sequence-specific DNA binding; DNA-binding transcription factor activity, RNA polymerase II-specific; zinc ion binding. The transcript has a single exon. The record is from RefSeq and is a predicted model, not a curated record.